AUGAUUAUGAUUACUUGUUCAAGCUGCAUCCGCGUCGAUGAUAAAGUCGUUAAAGCCCAGAUUAGGGACACAGCUGGCCAAGAACGAUAUCGUGCAAUCACAAGUGCCUACUAUCGAGGAGCUGUUGGUGCGUUGCUUGUUUAUGAUGUCACACGUCAUGUUACAUUUGAAAAUGUGGAGAGGUGGUUGAAGGAACUCAGGGAUCAUACUGAUUCAAACAUCGUCAUCAUGCUUGUUGGAAAUAAGGCAGACUUGCGUCACUUACGGGCUGUUUCCACAGAAGAUGCAAAGGCAUUUGCCGAAAGAGAAAGCACAUAUUUCAUGGAAACCUCUGCUCUGGAAUCUAUGAAUGUGGAAAAUGCCUUCACAGAAGUUCUUAGUCAGAUAUAUCAUGUCGUCAGCAGGAAAGCUCUUGAGGUCGGUGAUGAUCCAGCAGCUUUGCCUAAGGGACAGACCAUUAAUGGAAAGCAAGUUUUAUAUACUUGCAACAAAGUAGUGCUGAUUAAAACCAUUAGACAAAUGCUACGCAACCCGUGA
This is a messenger RNA of Fraxinus pennsylvanica, 537 nucleotides long. Lineage: Eukaryota; Viridiplantae; Streptophyta; Magnoliopsida; Lamiales; Oleaceae. The record is from the annotation of a GenBank genome assembly.